Desarmillaria tabescens is the source of this 954-nucleotide messenger RNA. RefSeq lists its product as uncharacterized. Lineage: Eukaryota; Fungi; Basidiomycota; Agaricomycetes; Agaricales; Physalacriaceae. The record is from RefSeq and is a predicted model, not a curated record. The coding region runs from base 1 to 954 and encodes 317 amino acids. The transcript is spliced from 7 exons.
AUGGUAGGGGCACUGGGCACUCAGUCGGAAGCAGGCAGGACCGGGUGGCCUCCAGACCUCGAGCUUGGAAAUGGGAUGCCAACCAUCGUCAGGACUGCUGAAACAGGGAUGACAUUUGGGAAGGCGCAAUUGCUGCAGUGGAUGGUGAGCAGUGGGCCUGCUGCCAUAUCUGCUGAAGCACAAGCAUGCGAAGCGGGCUCGACAGCAGCUGUACAGAAAGUGUUGGUGGGUAAUUUGAAGGAAAAGAACUGGAUGGUUAACAUCAGCAGUGGGAAAGAAUUUUCUUUCUGUAAACCAGUAUGGUUAAACGACAUGGGGCAUGGAGCUUGGGAUGACGAGGAACCAGGCCCCAAUGAGAAAAACCUAACUACUUCAGAGGCAGGCCAGGGAGAGGCGCAUAAGUUCCUUGGAAUGAUGGUGAACCUUUUUAUGCACCGCUGGCUGCCAGUAUGGGAAUUAAUGUUUAUAGACUAUACUGGACAUGCCAGAAAGUUAGCUCUUCACCUUAUCGGCAUCAUGGAUUCUCCCGAUGGCAUGCCUUUUCCAAGAAUGGAUAAAGGGUUUCUCGAUCUUGGCCCAGAUUUAGCUCUCAACGGAUGUGAGCUGGUCCUUCUUAUGCAGGAGCAGAGGGAUACAUUCGGUCAGGUACUAGAGAAACUGCACAUUGGACUGACUAGCAGCAGGGGCCUCAAAGCUAUACUGAAAACAGACGUUGAGAAGACAUGCCCUCCCCAGGUGAUGCACAUUUACUCGCCUGAAGCGGCAAGGACUGGAGAGUCUCCCAAUAAUAUCGCCGUUAUCUCUUGGAUGACAAAUGUGGAGUGGAAGAAAGAGGUGCCAGAGGUCAGGGCUGAGAUCAUGAGCAUACAGUCGGAGCAGAGGAAGCUGGUUGAGGCAGUGAAAGCUCAUCACUAUGACAAGAUUAGUUUUCCUCCUGGGCAGAAAAAACAGUAA